Messenger RNA from Python bivittatus (Burmese python), 1348 nucleotides. NCBI's taxonomy places the organism in Eukaryota, Metazoa, Chordata, Lepidosauria, Squamata, Pythonidae. The record is from RefSeq and is a predicted model, not a curated record.
AUUGCACGACGUGGGAGGACUGGCAGGAUCGCGCCAUAUCCCGGAGGAAGAGCGGCGGGAGAAUGCGUGAGCGUGGAAAUCAGGGGCGCUGAAGCAGAAGAGGCGGUUGAAAUAAAAGGAACUGGAGCCCCAAACUAUUGUCCCUUCAGUUGGCUCACCUACAACGAUUCUUCCAACAAGAUCUUCAAGAAAUUCAAGACCUGGAAUGAUGCAGAGAUGUUCUGCGUGGACCAGGAGACGGGCUGCCACCUGGCCUCCAUCCAUGUUGCGGCAGAGAUGCUUCAGUUGGCCCAGUAUGUCUCCCAGCAUCUCAGCAUUAUCAAUGUCUGAUUGAAAUGAAAAAUGAGAGCCAUCAUUCCUACAAAACCUGGGACUGUAUAAUCAUUACAGGAGGAUCAUCUCACAGUGAAAGAAACAAGCUCCACCUUAACCUGCUUCCAAAAGGCUGUCGAUGUCACAGGACGUUAGGCUUUUUGUUGCUUGUUAUCAAACUUCUACCCCAUCGCAGCCAGGUGGCCGAUUUAUUAAAAACCCAUCACAAUCACAAGAACAGCGUAAGAAACCCAGACGAAAACUCUCAAAAACAAAAUAAACAAAAGAUAACUCUAAGAAUCAAAGUCAGAAAUGAAAAGUAACAGAGAAGGGGAAAAGAUGGCCUCAGAUAUAAACUUGAGAACCAGUCCUGCAAAAGAAUUCAGUUUUUAACAUUUUCCUGAAAGCCGGUCUGACCUCUGGGAAAGCGGGGGGUCCUGAGGAAGAGAGGCCUCCUCCUGACCUCAAGAGCCCCCCAACCUCGUCCAAGUGGAGAAUCCCCCACUUUGAGCACCACCCAGCCCUCGUUGAGGCAAUCCAAAGCCUGUCCUCAUUCCUGCCAGAUCAGGAGAUGAGGAGGAGGAGGGUUUUGACAGAUGGUUAGACCAAGGACAUUGGCCAUCUGUCCAACCCUGCUCUGGUUUUGCAGAAGCGUUUUGCACAGUUCUUUGCUGCCCUCCCGUGGCUGAGCAGAGCUUGACAGGCAAGGUCUGGUAGCCGUGGCCUCACUUGACUGCUAGCUAGUUCUCUGCGUGGCAACAACCUGCUGAAGGCCAAGCCCGUUCUAGCCAAUUAGAUUCUCCCGCUGUGGUUGCCAUGGCCUGGUAUCCUCAUGUCCUCCCGCCAACAAGGCUGGAGCCAGAGAAAUGCCUCUCUGGGACUCUGAUGGAGCCACUGCGAAAGGGGAUCCAACCUUCUCUUUUGCUGCCCAGGGUACAUCUACUGGAACGAUGAGAGCUGCAAUUCCCUGCGUGCCUUCCUUUGCAAGUACCCACUCCAGCCCCAGAGUGAGGGAAGCACUGGGGAGGCUAGGGGA